AUGUUUCAACCAAAAAGAACAUUCAGUACCAAGGAAAUGAUGUGCCAGGAACAUCAGAGGAUAGGUAUACCCCUGAAAACCGAUGGAUUGAGCAUUAACACUCCACUCUACGAUCCAACCAGCAGAGACCCGCAAACGACAUCCCCCCUGGACCCCUCCACAGACAUCUCCACCAUCCCUGAUGAAACACUACUCGACCUUCUCGGGAGUGCUCCCGUCCUCUACGACAUCUCUGGAGCCCGUGUUAUCCGGAUCUCACGCACAUUGAUACCGAAAAGCGGAGCUUAUACCCGUCCCGGCGAGGCAGCUUUAUUGGACUUCGUUCGCGAAAACCCAUCAAUACCCGUACCCAAAGUGCACCGCGUCAUCAACAUUGAGAGCGGGAAUGGAUACUACAGACCCGAGUGCGUUAUCGCGAUGGACUUCAUCGAAGGGCUACCCGUGGAAGAAAUCUGGGAUACUUCAAGUGACACGCAGCGGGAAGAUACCAUCUCACAAGUCACAUCAAUGAUCUAUCCCGUGGGGAUGGAUGUCGCGACGACUUUGGUGAUGGAUCGGUUUAGAGCGCCGCUGUCUCCAGAUCUCUUGCUCGAGAAGAUCACAAGCCAUGAGAGAUUGUGGAGAAGUUUCAGUGGGAUCAUGUGUGGGUUGACGACGGCUCAGUUUACUUAGCAUUGACUACGGGGUUCCCAUAUACAAGGCCAGUUCACGCGUUGAAUUGCUUUCUGCGCCCGCAAGUUGUAUAGAAGGCGAGCGCUUCCGAAAUUCGUAUUUUCUGUCUUAACGUUUAAAGGCUACGAG
This is a messenger RNA of Aspergillus heteromorphus CBS 117.55, 801 nucleotides long. RefSeq lists its product as uncharacterized. Bases 1 to 672 code for a protein of 223 amino acids. The transcript has 3 exons. The record is from RefSeq and is a predicted model, not a curated record. Lineage: Eukaryota; Fungi; Ascomycota; Eurotiomycetes; Eurotiales; Aspergillaceae.